AAUUAAUUGCAAUGGUAAUGGUAGGUAGAAAAGUAGAAGUGAGGAGAGAGAAAGGAGAGUGGCCGGCCAUAGAUGAUGAUGUUCAAUUGGAGAAAAGCUUAAGCGAAUCAUAUGCUUUGGUGACUCUGCAAUAACUUUCAUCUUUCUCGUGGAUUUUGGGACGGGAGAGUAAUCAAUCGGAGGAUUACCUGCAUCAAUUUUGUGACUUCGUUUUCUGAUUCAAAUAUUGAAUUGAAGCAGCUGAAAUCGGAGGAAGAGGAGAGCAGUCUUGAAUAGUGUUUUAUAUUUGAGUUUUUUUAAGGGUUGGGUUGUGGGUGGUAACUGGAUAAGCUAGAAGGAAGGAGAGAAUGAAAUCUAGCAGAAGAAAGAAGCUGAAUUUUAGCAAGAUCUACUCAUUCAGAUGUGGUGGGAAGGCGUCUUUUGUGGAUCAACAUUCACAGAUUGGUAGCCCUGGGUUCAGCAGGGUGGUUUAUUGUAAUGAGCCAGAUGAAGCAGAUAUUAGAAAUUACCCUGAUAACCAUGUGAGCACUACAAAGUACACAUUCGCCACUUUCUUACCCAAAUCCCUCUUUGAGCAGUUCAGGAGGAUAGCCAAUUUUUACUUUCUUGUUAUUGGUAUUUUGGCUUUUACUCCUCUUGCUCCUUAUAAUGCUGGAAGUGCCAUUAUCCCUCUAACCAUUGUCAUUGGCAUCAGUAUGAUGAAGGAAGGCAUUGAAGAUUGGCGCCGAAAACAGCAGGACAUUGAAGUGAAUAAUAGAAAGGUUAAAGCACACAAAGGGAAUGGUGUAUUUCAGCAUACUGAAUGGAAGAAUCUGAGAGUUGGGGAUGUAGUGAAAGUAGACAAGGAUGAUUUUUUUCCUGCAGACCUUCUUUUGCUCUCUUCUUGCUAUGAUGAUGCUAUUUGCUAUGUCGAAACGAUGAACUUAGAUGGGGAGACAAAUCUGAAGUUAAAACAAGGUUUGGAGGCAACCUCAUUUUUAAAUGAUGAUUCUUUCUUCCGAGAUUUCAUGGCUGUUGUGAAAUGUGAGGACCCGAAUGCUAACUUGUAUUCGUUUGUUGGAAGCAUUGAAUUCGAGGAACAACAACAUCCUCUUACCCAACAACAGCUUCUCCUUAGAGAUUCCAAGCUCCGAAACACUGAUUACAUAUAUGGGGUUGUCGUCUUCACAGGUUACGAUACAAAAGUUAUACAGAACUCGACUCCUCCUCCUUCAAAGAGGAGCCGGAGUGAGAAAAAAAUGGAUAUAAUAAUCUGCUUCUUGUUUGUUAUGUUAUCUAUAAUGGCAUCGGUUGGGUCAAUUUACUUUGGGAUAACAACCAUGAAUGACUUGAAAAACGGAAAAUUGAAAAGAUGGUAUUUAAGACCCGAUGAUGCUACAGUUUUCUUUGAUCCAAAAUUGGCGAUUUAUGCUGGGAUGUUUCAUUUCCUGACGGCUCUUAUGUUGUACAAUUACUUCAUUCCGCUUUCUCUUUAUGUAUCUAUCGAGAUGGUCAAAGUUAUUCAAAUCAUCUUCAUCAAUAAAGAUAUUCACAUGUACUAUGAAGAAGCUGAUAAACCAGCAGUUGCUCGAACCUCGAAUUUGAAUGAGGAGCUUGGUCAGGUUGACACUAUACUUUCAGACAAAACCGGAACUUUAACUUGCAAUUUGAUGGAGUUUGUAAAGUGUUCUGUCGCAGGGACAGCCUAUGGCUGCGGACUGACAGAAGUUGAGUAUGCAGCCAUGACUGAUUCAAAAUCAGCUGUCAAAGGCUUUAACUUUAAUGAUGAAAGGAUCAUGAAUGGGAAUUGGGUUAAAGAACCUCGUUCAGAUGUCAUUCAGAAGUUUCUUAAUUUAUUGGCGGUUUGUCAUACUGUCAUACCUGAUGUGGACGAGGACAAUGCAAGGAUCUCAUACGAAGCUGAGUCGCCUGAUGAGGCAGCCUUUGUCAUUGCAGCCAGGGAACUUGGCUUUGAGUUUUUCAAAAGAACACAAACGGCUGUCUCUUUGCGUGAGCUGGAUCCUUCAUCUGGUCAAAAAGUUGAUAGAGAGUAUAAACUUUUGAAUGUGUUGGAGUUUAGCAGCUCUAGGAAGAGAAUGUCGGUGAUUAUACAAGAUGAGAAAGGACAGCUAAUAUUACUUAGUAAAGGUGCAGACAGUGUCAUGUUUGAAAGGCUUGCAGAAGAUGGAAGAGAAUUUGAAAAAGACACCAGAAAACAUGUAAAUGAAUAUGCUGAUGCAGGCUUGAGGACUCUCAUACUUGCUUACCGUGGACUAACCGAGGUAGAAUAUGAAGAGUUUAACAAAAAAUUCACAGUAGCCAAGAACUCUGUCAGUGCAGAUCGUGAGGCUUUGAUUGACGAAGUAGUUGAGACCAUAGAGAAAGAUUUAAUUCUUCUUGGGGCAACCGCCGUGGAGGACAAACUCCAAUAUGGGGUUCCUGAGUGUGUAGACAAGCUUUCUCGAGCAGGAAUAAAGAUUUGGGUUUUGACAGGCGAUAAGAUGGAGACUGCCAUUAAUAUAGGCUAUGCUUGUCGUCUGCUUAGAAAUGAGAUGAAACAAAUCAUAAUAAGUUUGGAGUCACCAGAAAUCAAAAUGCUGGAGAAAGCAGGUGAUAAGAAUGCAAUUACUAAGGCUUCGAAGGAAUAUGUUCUCCAUCAGAUAACAGAAGGAAUGGCUAAGGUUACAGAAUCAAGCUCCGUGGCUUUUGCUUUAAUAAUCGAUGGAAAUUCAUUAGUAUAUGCUCUAGGAGAUGACUUGAAAAUGACAUUUCUAGACCUUGCAAUCAAUUGUGCAUCCGUUAUAUGCUGCCGUUCAUCUCCAAAACAGAAGGCAUUAGUGACCAGACUUGUCAAGCUUGGGACAGGAAAGACAACAUUGGCGAUCGGUGAUGGUGCUAACGAUGUUGGGAUGCUUCAGGAAGCCGAUAUUGGGAUUGGUAUUAGUGGAGCCGAAGGAAUGCAGGCAGUCAUGUCGAGCGACUUCGCAAUUGCUCAAUUCAGAUAUUUGGAACGUCUGCUUCUGGUGCAUGGACAUUGGUGUUACAGAAGGAUCUCUUCAAUGAUAUGCUACUUCUUCUACAAAAACAUCACAUUUGGUUUCACUGUCUACUUAUACGAAUCUCACGCCUCUUUCUCCGGGAAAGCAGCAUACAAUGAUUGGUUUUUGUCCUUUUAUAGCAUCUUCUUCACCUCGCUUCCUGUCAUUGGCUUGGCGAUUUUUGACCAGGACGUUUCUGCUCAUUAUUGUCUCAAGUUCCCUUUACUAUACCAAGAAGGUGUGCAAAACAUCCUAUUCAGCUGGCGUCGUAUUCUAGGUUGGAUGUUGAACGGACUUUGCAGCUCAGUGAUCAUCUUCUUCUUCUGCACGACAGCACUAAAUCCUCAAGCUUUUAAUAAUGGCGGGAUGAUCUCAGAUUUACAGAUAUUAGGGGCAACAAUGUACACCUGUGUAGUCUGGGUAGUUAACUGUCAAAUGGCGAUUUCUCUUAACUACAUUACUUUGCCUCAACACAUCUUCAUAUGGGGAGCCAUCAGUUUUUGGUAUCAAUUCAUGUUAGUUUACGGAACUGUUCCUCCUAUUCAUUCCACCACCGCCUACAAAGUGUUUGUCGAGAGCCUCGCUCCUGCCCCGUUUUUCUACGUGGUAACGCCCUUGGUGGUGAUAUCGGCUUUGAUGCCUUAUAUUUCGUAUUCGACGGUUCAGAUGUGGUUUUUCCCAAUGUAUCAUCAGAAGUUACAAUGGUUGAGGUUUAUGGGUCAACUGGAUCUGGAUGAGACACAAGAAGAUGCAGUUUCGUUGAAUAGUUAUUCUUCUGAUGUAUAUACGGAUACAGAGCUGCUGCAGCAGCAAACAGAAAACCUGCAUAAAGAUUCGGAUACUUUGUUGAACACUCUUCAUGGUUAACUCCUUGUUUGACCCAUGGUUAUUCAGGUAUAAAUAUAUAAUGAAUAGAUUAUUAUUAUUAUUUGAAAAUGGUAUUUUGGUUGAUGUUUUGAGCUGUUGAAUUAGAAAAUUGACAAGAAUUGGGUGA
Molecule: messenger RNA, 4011 nt
Organism: Impatiens glandulifera
Lineage: Eukaryota; Viridiplantae; Streptophyta; Magnoliopsida; Ericales; Balsaminaceae
Product: putative phospholipid-transporting ATPase 9
Exons: 12
Coding region: 348-3884 (1178 amino acids)
Biological process (GO): phospholipid translocation
Cellular component (GO): plasma membrane
Molecular function (GO): ATPase-coupled intramembrane lipid carrier activity; magnesium ion binding; ATP hydrolysis activity
Source: RefSeq, a predicted model, not a curated record